Messenger RNA from Candidula unifasciata, 1437 nucleotides. The record is from the annotation of a GenBank genome assembly. NCBI's taxonomy places the organism in Eukaryota, Metazoa, Mollusca, Gastropoda, Stylommatophora, Geomitridae.
AUGGCUGGAGAAGUCACUGUACCAAUGACGAAGAUUACUUACCAGACUCACCAAAGAUCUAGCCUAGGGAUUGUCGGAACAGGCAACUAUGCCCUGGCACUAGGGAAACGCUUAAAUCUGUCCGGAUAUGAUGUCAUUAUGGGGAGCCGUUGUCCAGAAAAACGCAGAUUAAAACUCUCAGAAAAUCGCUUUUCUGCUGUCCAGGUAACCUCAAUAUCCGAGUGUCUGAAGAAAUGUCAGGUAAUUUUUGUGGCAAUUCACGUGAAUGAUUUCAAAACGACAUUGAGACAGUUCGUCAGAGAAAGUAAAGGAAAGAUUUUGAUAGAUGUAUCGAACAGAGAGCAUCGAUAUUCUGUACAAUCUAACGCUGACCUGUUGACCUCCAUCCUUCCGAAUGCAACGGUUGUAAAAGCAUUCAACUCCAUUUCGUCCUUUUCUAUGGAAGAUAUGUCCUCAGCGGGCGGAAGCCACAAAGUCUUUGUUGCCAGCAACGACCCUGCGGCUCGUAGCACUGUUGCUGAUAUCGCUAAAACUAUGGGAUUCAGCGUUGUUGAUUUAGGCGGGCUGAAGUCUGCACUCUACAUGGAAGACUUUGUUUUGAAAGUGUUCUCUCGCUGGAAGAUGCCACUGGUUCUCACGUUUGCUAUCUUUAACGUGUGGAUGUUCUACGUUGUCUACAUUUACUACAUUGAAGCAGCAGAAUUUGAAUGGGAGCAGAUCUUUUUAAAAGUUCUCAACAAACCUUUGUGUAUGACCGCCAUUACAACACUGGCCUUGACGUAUCUAGCAGGUCACGUAGCGGCGAUGGUACAAAUCUACAACGGAACAAAACACAAGCCAUUUCCUGAAGUCCUAGAUUCUUGGCUAAGGAGCAGAAAACAACUAGGACUGAUCAGCAUGUUUUUGGUGUCCGGGCACGUGGUGGCGUCGGUGCUGAUGUUGUCUCCAACUUACUACAGCUCCUGGUUCCACUCGGCUACCGUGACAUUACCAGCGAAUACAACCUUGAGCUCUGAUACUGUCCUUCCAAUCAGCUCGUCUUGGAUGGAGUGGAAAGGAGAAGGGGCUUGUCUCGCCGGGAUAUGUGCUUUCCUCCUAAUGGGAAUCAUUGGACUGACGUCUAUACCUUCUGUUGGGGAGGCCUUAAACUGGUCGGAGUGGCGAUGCGUCCACUCCAGAAUAGGUUACAUAGUUGUUAUUCUUGCAGUAGCACAUGUGCUGAUAAUGGCUGUCCCUAACUGGGUCAAGGACGGGCCUGUAAAAACUAUGAAAUCUAUUACAUUUUUAAGUGUGUUGCUUCCCCUCAUUGUUUUGUUACUGAAAUUGAUAUUUUGUUGUCCCCCUUUAAAAGGUUAUGUUUGGAAAAUACGAAGAGGAUGGGAGAGAAGCAGCGACUCCUUGCCUGUGACUAUAGAAGCACUUGAAAAGCAGACCUAG